Scylla paramamosain (green mud crab) is the source of this 843-nucleotide messenger RNA. Its product is annotated as low choriolytic enzyme-like. Gene Ontology annotation, molecular function: zinc ion binding; metalloendopeptidase activity. The coding region runs from base 44 to 793 and encodes 249 amino acids. The transcript has a single exon. NCBI's taxonomy places the organism in Eukaryota, Metazoa, Arthropoda, Malacostraca, Decapoda, Portunidae. The record is from RefSeq and is a predicted model, not a curated record. Gene Ontology annotation, biological process: proteolysis.
CUCGGUGCUGGUCACGAUAACAGCGCUACAAGGGAACGCCAGGAUGAUCGUCACCUCCACCAUCGCCGCCGCGGGGAUGCUCCGCGCCCUGCGAUGGCCCAACGCCACGGUGCCUGUGGAGGUGUCAGAAGGAGUCCUCAACUCUUCCCAUGUGCAUGACAUACACGCUGCCAUGCAUUACCUCAACAGCCUCACGUGCCUCAAGUUCGUCAACGCGACGCAGCAGCAAUACCGGGUAGUAGUGGAGUCGUCGACAGGUUGCGGCAGCCUCGUCGGGCAUGUGGGUGUGGGAGAGUAUCAGAAGUUACUCCUGGGCGCUUCAUGUUUCUUACAGAAGGGCAUCGUGUUGCACGAACUGUUGCACGUAGCUGGUCUCUUCCAUGAACAUACGCGCCCAGACCGAGAUCAAUACGUGCGAGUGGUCUGGACCAACAUCCGUAAGGACAAGCACAAGAACUUCGUUGUGCCGUCGUGGAUGAGGAAGAGCCCUGAUCUGGUAAACCUUGGGCUCCCAUAUGACUUUGGUAGCUUGCUUCACUACGGUCUCAAAGUGUUUACAAUAGAUCAGGAACGGCCUAGCAUGGUGCUACGGCGACCUCACGAGUACACGGGGCUCGUGGGCCAGAGGGAUGCACCUUCAAGGGCUGACGUGGCCCGCGUCAACCGCCUUUACGAGUGUUGGAACCAUUAUCUGGGUGAUGAUCUGCCGGGGGCCAAGGCCUACCUCGUCUGGCAGGCUGCAACACUCACCCAUGAGCUUUCUCACUUCCACACCUCGGACAUAGAAAUCUGAGGAGCCAGCCAGGAAGUUUUGUAUUAUAUUUUUGUAGUGCAAUGCGGUGC